AAACAGGAUGCACUAUGUUACGAUGUUCUUCGUCUGCGAAGCGGAUUUCUACGCAUCGUUAAUGAAUUUAUCUUCCCGUUAAGAUUGAACCGAAACCCAGAUGGCACUGAGGGUGAAGAUGGAGCUGUUUCUUCUGGAAAGGACCACAAAAAGGAUGAAGAAAACAAUCGCGCAUCCAUAUCUGAGAAAAUUUUACAAGAAGAAAUUAAUGAUAAGUUGAAUGAUCCUAAUGAUCCUGAAAAAAUGUCGAGGAGAAAGCUCCGUUUGGCCAUGCAACCGAGUAUUGCGAAAUUAAAGGAGUCUACCCGCCGUCCUGACGUCGUUGAAUGGGCAGAUGUAACGUCAAGGGAUCCAUUUAUACUUGUUGCGCUGAAAUCCUAUCGCAAUACUGUGCCGGUUCCCCGUCAUUGGAACGCUAAAAGAAAAUACCUUUCUGGAAAACGCGGGUUUGAACGUCCUCCUUUUGAACUACCAGAUUUCAUCAAACGUACUGGAAUUCAAGAUAUGCGUGAAGCCCUAUGGGAAAAGGAAGAAAAUCAGAAUCUUAAAUCCAAAAUGCGAGAGCGUGCUCGCCCGAAGCUGGGAAAAAUUGACAUAGACUAUCAGAAACUGCACGAUGCCUUCUUCAAAUGGCAAACGAAGCCUCCGAUGACCAUGAUGGGGGAAUUGUAUUACGAAGGAAAGGAAGUGGAGACAUUGAUGAAAGACAAAAAGCCGGGAAAUCUUUCUGAUGAACUCAGGAUUGCUCUUGGAAUGCCAGUUGGACCGAACGCUCACAAGUUCCCUCCACCAUGGCUGAUUGCGAUGCAGCGUUAUGGUCCCCCUCCAAGUUAUCCGAACAUUCGUAUUGCUGGAUUGAAUGCUCCCAUCCCUGAGGGAUGCGCAUUCGGAUAUCACGCAGGAGGAUGGGGAAAGCCACCAGUUGAUGACUACGGCAAGCCCUUAUAUGGUGAUGUGUUUGGACAAGAGCCCACAAGUCAAGUGGAACCUGAGGACGAAACACGUAUUGAACGACGAUAUUGGGGCGAAAUAGGUUCGGACGACGACUCCGAUGAAGAAAGUGAACCUGAAGAAGAGGAAGAAGCUGACAUAGAUGGUAUUGCCACACCUAUGACGGAAGGAAUGGCUACUCCAAGCGGUAUCACCACUGGUGUUACGGGAUUGGAAACGCCUGACACUAUUGAACUGCGAAAAGGAAGGCGUGUUGAAGAGAGUCUGGCUGGUGCAGACACUCCUGCAGCGGCUUACCACAUAAUUCCUGAGAAGCGGGUAGACCGCGUUGGUGGACAAAUGAUGGCAUCAACUCACGUGUACGACUUAUCGAAGAAAGUUGGUGUUUCCGAUGGCGGUGUAGAGGUUUCUCUUGACCCUGAUGCAAUUGACUUGGAUCAAGGGAAGUUGCAAGAGAAGUACGACGAGCAACUGAGAAAACAGACUAGAGGUGACGACCGAGAAGACCUGUCGGAUAUGGUGGCGGAACACGCGGCUGGGCAGAACCGGAAGAGAAAAGCACAGGAACAGAAGAAGCAAACCCAUCAGAGCAAAAAAUAUAAGGAUUUCAAGUUUUAG
Molecule: messenger RNA, 1569 nt
Organism: Ostertagia ostertagi
Lineage: Eukaryota; Metazoa; Nematoda; Chromadorea; Rhabditida; Trichostrongylidae
Source: the annotation of a GenBank genome assembly